AUGGAGAGCCCUAGACCAGCAACCCUGCUACUGCCUCUCCUACUGCUGCUCAUCGGCCUCUCUGCCUCUUCUGGGAUUGGCUGCCCCCACCUGCCACACUGGAUUACCCACUGUCUACUGGCCUCUCACAUGGACAGGAGUUUUCCUGGCCUUCAGAGGGCCUGGUUCUACCUCCUGCUGCUGAAAUCCAAAAAGUCUUACAAGUUCAAGUCCUCUCAGAGGCACAGGAUGCCAGCAUCUUCUCAGUGGAAGCUGCUAGGUAGCUGCACCCUGUCUGAGAAGGACCAUCAUAUUUCCAUCCCUUCCCCAGACAUCUUUCAGAAGGGGCUGCGCUCUAAAAGGACCCAACAUUCGGAUCCAGAAGUAGUGGAGAGUCUCCCCAGACCAGGUUCACAAAGGAACGAAGGACCUGAGUUCUCCUUUGAUUUUCUGCCUGAGGCACGAGCUAUUCAGGUCACCAUUCCUCCAGGCCCAGAGGUCAACGUGCGUCUUUGCCACCAGUGGGCACUGGAGUGUGAAGAGCUGAGAAGUCCCUUUGAUGCCCAGAAAAUCGUUCCUGGGGGCCACACUACAGACUUGCCUUAUGAAUUCCUUCUGCCUUGUCUGUGCAUAGAGGCAUCCUACCUGCAAGAGGACACUGUGAGGCGCAAAAAAUGUCCUUUCCAGAGUCAGCCUAAAGCCUAUGGCUCCGACUUCUGGAAAUCAGUGCACUUUACUGACUACAGCCAGAGCGAUCAGAUGGUCAUGGCCCUGACACUCCGCUGCCCACUGAAGCUGGAGGCCUCCCUGUGCCAGAGGCAGGAUUGGCAUGGCGUCUGUGAAGACCUCCCCAAUGCUACUGCUCAAGAGUCAAAAGGAUGGUACGUUUUAGAGAAGGUGGACUUACACCCCCAUCUCUGCUUCAAGUUCUUCUUUGAAAACACCAGCCAUGUUGAAUGCCCCCAGCAGAGUGGGUCUCUCAUAUCCUGGAAUGUGAGCAUGGACAUCCAGGCCCAACAGCUGGUCCUUCACUUCUCCUCGAGGAUACAGGCCACCUUCAGUGCUGCCUGGAGCUAUCCAGGUUUGAGGCCGGACACCUUGAUUCCCCCUGUGUACAGUGUCAGCCAGACCCAGGGCUCAGGCCCAGUGGCAGUGGACCUCAUCAUUCCCUUCCUGAGGCCAGGGGGCUGUGUCCUGGUGUGGAGAUCCGAUGUCCAGUUUGCCCGGAAGCACCUCUUGUGUCCUGAUGGUGCGCCCCACUCUGUUCAGGUGUUGCUCCCGCCCUCAGGCCGGGGCAGAGCGCGACUGGUGCUGCUCCUGCACGCGGCGGACUCAGAACCUCAGCAGCGCCUAGUGGGAGCUCUGGCUGAACUGCUUCGGACAGCGCUGGGCGGUGGAUGCGACGUGAUUGUAGACCUGUGGGAGGGGACACACAUGGCACGAGUGGGCCCAUUGCCGUGGCUCUGGGCGGCGCAGGCGCGCGUAGCACGGGAGCAGGGCACCGUGCUGCUGCUGUGGAGUGGCGCAGGCCCUGGUCCCACCCAAGGCCUGGAUCCUGGCGCCACUUCCCUGCGCGCCUUGCUCCGGGCUGCCCCACGCCCGCUGCUGCUGCUCGCUUACUUCAGUCGGCUCUGUGCCAAAGGCGACAUUCCCCAGCCGCUGCGGGCCCUGCCGCGCUACCGCCUGCUCAGAGACCUGCCGCGCCUGCUGCGGGCUCUGGGCGCUCGGCCUUCCACCCGAGCCACCAGCUGGAGCCACCUUGGGGCUCAGCAGUGCUUGCGUGGCCGUCUGGAGCUGUGCCGCCAACUAGAACGUGAGGCCUCCAAAUUCGGCUGCCAAAGCUCGGCGGGGUUCCACCGCAGUCCCAGAUGUUUGUGGCCACAGUCUGUAGGGGCACUGGCUGGAACCCCAGAAUGAGCCUUUGGACCUGGAUUCCUUAGGGGAUCUCUUGAGGACUAUUGACAGAAAAGCCUUCUUGUCUGCCUCCUAAUCCAAGAGGCCUAGCCUGGGCCUCAUAGUUUUGAGUUUCCUUUUCAGACUUGCUUGCCUCUUACAAACUCUAGGGGAGAGAGGCGCCCUUCAACUGAGAACUCAGACCCAGGUUCUGAUGGAGAGAGGGCCCUCUUCCCACUCGAGCUCUCUAAAGCUCCAGGAAGAGCUGUCUGCCAGAGCUCUAGUCCAUGCUGGAGAGGAUGGGGCAAGGGUGGUGACUGCAAGAGCUGUCAGUCCUUCAGGGGGUUGGAAGAAAACCACCUGGGGCCAGGGUUCUCCAUAUUUUUUGGACCAAGGGAGGACUCUUGACCAAGGAAAAGUUGCUUUGGUCCUGGGUGACAAGGCUAAAGGUGGAACAGGAUCCAGAGAUCCAGAAAUAUGAAUAAAAGUGUACAUUAUAAAGGAAGGAACACAACAUGCUUCUCUAGUAUGGCUGGAAUGCCAAGUUGGGAGAGGGU
This is a messenger RNA of Marmota flaviventris (yellow-bellied marmot), 2429 nucleotides long. NCBI's taxonomy places the organism in Eukaryota, Metazoa, Chordata, Mammalia, Rodentia, Sciuridae. The record is from RefSeq and is a predicted model, not a curated record.